AUAAGUAGGUAUAUGUAAUCGCGAGUUUAAAGUCAGCGUGAAAUUUCUGAAUCAUUUCAAGGUGGUCGCGUUUAAUAUUUUCAAGUGCAUGUUUUGUAAAUCGUGAUCUGGGAAGCAAGGAGGGACGGGAGAGAACUGGAGGAUUUUCAUGAAAAGUUCUCAAAACCGAAACACUUUCUGUAUCGAAAUAAAAAACACAAAAAUCAUUCGGAUGAUACAGAUAUACGAGUAGAUAGAAAUUAUUGCCGGUCCAUCAUUUCGUACUACUUUAGAUUUGAAUUAACAGAAUCUUGAAAUAUUUCUUCUUCCUUUUCAACCACGUAACCAGAUGCUCGAUAAUAAUCAACGAUCAUCAUCAGGAAAUAAGUAAAGAUUUAUUCUAGUGCAUCAGAUCUGAAUAAUUACUGAAAUCUUUCAAGCUGUGACAGCUGACGUCAUCAAACAACAAAUCGAAUUUCGAAUAAUACAGCUAUUCUACUAUCAGUAUCCUCUCAGGUACAGGCAAACUCCAAACGAACAGUCAUUAAAAUAAUGGAUCUAAAAAGACCGAAAAACGAACUUUACGAUGAUGAAAUCGAAUUCCAUGAAACUUCAGCUGAUGAUGACUCUUGCAGUGAAACUUCAGAUGAAGAACCGUCAACAUCCAAAAUUCGCGACGAUUCAUCAAAAAGUAUUUUCAACCAUAGGAAAAGUACGGGGGAAACGCCUUCCAAGCGCCCGAAGAUAUCCAAAACCAAGUCAGCAGGAGGAUCUUCGGGAACGAAAAACAUAAAGAAUAAUGAUGGUGAUAAGUUGAAAGUCGAAAAUAUUUCAGCAAAUAACUUGAAAAUACUAAUUCCCUUUUUACGGCAUAUUCCCGAGGAAUAUUAUUCUAUUGCUUUUGCAACAGACACCGAUACAGCAGGAAAUUCUGACGAUAUAGUUUUUCGAUACAAAGAACCAAAUGGUAAAUUGGUAUAUCGUUUUUUGCAAAUUGAACAAAAGAAGCAUGCAAACAAGGAAAUCACUCUUGAUGAUUUACUUGGCGAGAUGGACCAACAAUUUAGUCUGAAGAAACAUUUUCAUUCUUUUCGUAAAGCUAUCAAAAAUCCUCUGUUCAAAGGUUACGAAAUGAAAGAUUUUGUAAUUUGUACAAAUGCUGAUAUGGCCCUAGAUUUAAAAAGUAAUUUUGCAAAAAUCAGUGGUAGUGAUAAUCUCUUAAGUUUUGGAAAGAGAACUACAGAUCUGGAGUGUUUGAAAUUGAAAUUCGACGACGUUUCAAAAAAGAAUAAAUUUACUUCCGCACUCAAGAAGAUAUCGAAAUGUAACAGACUGGCUGAAAAACUCGCCAAUUGUGUACACAAUAGAAAGGUCAUUAGCUUCAAAAAUAAUCUACUUGCGGAUUACCAUCGUGCGAUACGAAAAUAUAUCAUUGAGCCUGAAGAUUUUCGAGAAGGCCAACAGAAGAUUAUAAAUGUCAAAUUCAGGACUGAUUUUCUGAAUGGAAAUUUGCCAGAACAAGUGAAAAACUUCCGAAAAGCUUUCUAUGAAGCCUACAUCGAUCUCUCAAAAAAGCAAAUACCCGAGCAUCAGUUCUGGGCAAAUAUGAAGAACGCGAGACCGAAAAUGCACCAGUCUUAUAGAACAUAUCUCGAACUAGAUGAUGAUCCAAAGCUCAAUGAUUAUAGAAAACUAGCAGAAGAGAUCGCUGCAGAAAUGAAAUAUGCCCAUCGCAACGAUGUCAAAAUAGAGAGAAGAACACAAGUUAUUAAAGACAAUAUUGAUAAAUUGGCGGGGUACGUGUUCAUAAAGAAAAAUAACUCGAUGAAAGAUACUUAUUAUUUUAGCUCAAAAUUUGUCCGCAGUGAAUGUAAAUUACCUCGUGAUAUAGAAAAAUUCAGAAAUCACUUAAAGGAUGUCUUACUCAUGAAUAAAGUGGCAUUCAAUGAGAAGAAAUACAAAUUUUAUAUCAAGAAUUUCGUAACAUGCCUAGAGGCAGUAGUAUACUCAGAAUCCUAUCUGCCAUAUAUAAAUGAUGCGGAUGAAGUUUCUGAAAAAGAAAUAAAUUAUUUUUUUGAAAAAUUGGUAUUUGCAAUUAAUCAGCCCAAUGGUACUGAAAUGGACAAAUAUUUCAAUUUCUCUCACGACAACGCUGGAGCAUAUUCACCCCUCCAUGAAUACAUAUCGUCUUGGAUAAAAACUAAAAAAGGAUGCUUUCAAGACCACCUAGAAGGCAAAGCUUUUAUAAGAGAAAUCAACACGAGGAUUUCCAAAUUAGAAGUGCGUGAUUCAACGGUAGAAUAUUGCGCUGAGCUUGCAUCUUUUGGCAUAGAAUUUAUGGAUAAUUUAUCAGUAAUACGCAGUUUUUUGAAUUCUAAAGAAGAACGGAUUCUUAACCUCGUGAGUUCACCACAGACUUGUCAAUCAAAUUUAAUCAAACGACUACAAACUUCAAUAAAUAUUCGAGGGAACAAAUCCGAUACUAGCAUUGCUACAAAACUGAGUGCAAUUAAAGUGAUGCAAACGUUGAAAAAUAUACCAGAAUACGAGGGUAGUUUCAUUUUUAUGCCUACGCGUUCAAUUCUGCCGGUACAUGAUAUUAUAAUGAACAAUUUUGACUCCAUAGCAUCGAUUAAUCUACUUGUAAUUGAGUGUGGAGAUGAGGAAACAAAUAUAUGGAAAUUAUACCAACGAUUAUGCUCGACAAUAGAACGUCAUGCCGAUAAAAAGAUUAUCAUAAUUACUCAAAAGGAUUACAUCCUGACUAAGGCAUUCCAAGAUUAUUUUUCUGGAACGAUGAAAUAUAAACAGAUUGAUGAUGAAAAAAGUAGGGCUAUUGUAGAUAAAAAAUUAAGCUAGUUUUUUUUAAGAACUUACCAGAGAUUCGAGUAAUUUGUGGCAAAGAUUAUUGAUAAUUUUAGGCUACUCGUAGAAUAGUACUCGUACCUAUCUGAGUCAUUUUUGACGAAUAAUUACAUUUGUAUGUGAUAUUUAUCAGUUUUGUAUGCAUUGACAUAAAAUUGAAAAAUUGUUGAUUUUUUGUCCUCUUUUUUAUCAUUACUCAGUAUUAUUGUUUGUUUGAGAAUAGGAACCAAAAUUUAGAAAUCUUGAGAGAAAAAUGAUGAGAUCUCGAGUUGGAGAUUCAGCGUUUUAAUUAUGAAGUGCAAUUUAAGCUAAACCAACAUUUUCCAAUCUCUUUUGUCAAUUACCACAAAUAACCAAUAUUCUCAGUGUUUAUUUUUAAUUUUUAAUUUUAAAAUUUAUUGUGUAUAUAAAUUUUAUAUUCUAGA
Messenger RNA from Planococcus citri (citrus mealybug), 3269 nucleotides. RefSeq lists its product as uncharacterized. The record is from RefSeq and is a predicted model, not a curated record. Bases 532 to 2838 code for a protein of 768 amino acids. NCBI's taxonomy places the organism in Eukaryota, Metazoa, Arthropoda, Insecta, Hemiptera, Pseudococcidae. The transcript has 6 exons.